AUGCGUUGCCCUGGAAAAGACACCGCUACUAACUCACCUUUAGGAAGACCUUCUGGUCUUAGUUCAUGGGAAUCUGUAAUGAAAAUGUCUGACAUUCAAUCGUGUGCGACAAACCAAGUUGAACUUGCUUCAAACCAAUCGAGAAUUCUUGAUCGCCCUCACAGACCAUUAUUAUCCAAGAUAGGUACUUUUUACCUCUUUAUGUAUUUUAGUAGUGGCCGAAAAGCCACCCGCUUAGCACAAGAUGUUCUAUUUUGGCCAUCUGAUAUCCCAAUAUGUGUUGCUCAAACCAUUCCACGUGCGCCUACUGAACAAGUUCCUUAUUGA
Phycomyces blakesleeanus NRRL 1555(-) is the source of this 327-nucleotide messenger RNA. RefSeq lists its product as hypothetical. The record is from RefSeq and is a predicted model, not a curated record. NCBI's taxonomy places the organism in Eukaryota, Fungi, Mucoromycota, Mucoromycetes, Mucorales, Phycomycetaceae. The transcript is spliced from 2 exons. Bases 1 to 327 code for a protein of 108 amino acids.